Fusarium vanettenii 77-13-4 is the source of this 750-nucleotide messenger RNA. RefSeq lists its product as uncharacterized. The transcript has a single exon. The record is from RefSeq and is a predicted model, not a curated record. The annotation marks the transcript as partial. Lineage: Eukaryota; Fungi; Ascomycota; Sordariomycetes; Hypocreales; Nectriaceae.
AUGUGGCUCAUCAAUACAAGUACUCUCUCACUCGAGCUAUUCGCUCGAUCCGAAGGCGUCCCAUAUGCCAUCCUCUCACACACCUGGGGUGGAGACGAUGAGGAAGUGACCUUCCAAGACAUGGACGAUAUCGAACACCGCGAAAUCAAAGCCGGCUGGGCAAAGAUAAAAAAGACGUGCCAACUCGCAAAUAAUAUGGGCCUGGACUAUGCCUGGGUCGAUACGUGCUGCAUCGAUAAAACCAGCAGUGCCGAGUUGAGUGAGGCCAUAAACUCAAUGUUUUCAUGGUAUCGAGAUUCCAAGAUAUGUUUCGUCUACUUGUGUACCCGGAAACACGAGCCGCAGCUACAUACCAGUGGCAACCUCUUGGAUGACGAAUUGGCUAGUUACAAGUGGUUUCAGAGGGGCUGGACACUUCAGGAGCUGAUUGCGCCAUCCCAUAUGAGCUUUUUCAACGAGGACUGGGAAAUCUUGGGGACCAAAGAAUCACUCAGGGACCACCUGGCAAGAAUCACUGGAAUCGACACUGUGGUUCUCAAGAGUGUUGAAACACUGCAGAAUAUUAACAUUGGCAAGAGGUUCUCAUGGGCAGCCAAACGGGAAACCAAAAGAGUCGAAGAUAUUGCCUACUGUCUCUUGGGUAUCUUUGGCAUCAACAUGCCUCUUCUUUAUGGAGAGGGUUCCAGGGCUUUCAUCAGGCUACAAGAGGAGAUUGCCCGCUCAACAAACGACCUCACCUUGUUUGCCUGG